GCUGUUUGCAACACCAAAUUCGUCCGCCAACCUUUUCGUCCCUUUCUCUUCCUCCUUCAUCGCGGCAAAUAUGCUCUAGAUUUAAAGCACCAUUGUGCCCUCAACUCUCCAAGCCUCCAAAACCCCGGUUGAAACGCCUGCUUCAGAGACAUGAAGCCCGCCAUUGCAGUGCCCGCCCUCGGGCUGAUGAUCUUUCGGGCUUAUUCUAAAAAGUCAUUGACAACCGGUGGCCUUAUUGCAGCAACUCUCACAGGCAUUGCCCAUGCCGUACAUCCAUGGAACCUUCCCUUCGCCCUGCUCUGCGUCUUCUUCCUUUCCGGUACCCGGGUCACUCACGUCAAAGAAGAUGUCAAGGCCAAGUUGACCAUGGCCUCGAAAGGCACAUCUGGCGGGGAAGGGCCGCGGAACCAUGUCCAAGUCCUCGCGAACUCGGCUGUCGCCUCGAUCCUCUCUCUUCUCCACGCCUACCAACUCCGACAACGAGCAGCCUCUAUUACCCAAUAUCAAGCCAUCCCCGAGGGCUCGUUCUGCUUCGGCUGGGGCGGAGACAUCCUCGUGGUGGGCAUCAUCGCCAACUACGCCGCCGUCGCGGCCGACACUUUCUCGUCAGAGCUCGGUAUCCUGGCCAAGGGACCACCACGCCUGAUCACAUCGCCCACUUUCCGCAAGGUCCCUCCCGGUACGAACGGCGGCGUUACACUUACGGGACUCGGCGCGGGACUGCUCGGGAGCAUGAUCAUCGUUGUAACAUCGAUGCUUCUUGUGCCCUUCUGCAACGACUCUACAGCCGGGAAGGUCGGCGGUGGGCAGCCCUGGACGCUACCGCAGAGGAACAUGCUGAUGUUCGCACUAACACUGUGGGGCGCGCUGGGUAGCGUGCUGGACUCGGUCCUCGGGGCAGUCCUGCAGCGCAGUGUGAGGGAUGUCCGGAGCGGACGGAUCGUCGAGGGCGAGGGUGGCCAGCGCGUCCUGGUCUCGUCUCCAGCCCGCAAGUCGGUACAAAACCAGAAGAGGGCAGAGGUCAAAGCCGCCGCACUCGGUUGGGAGGGAAAGGAUGCGGUUGAGCAGACGGGCGGCUCGGCAGUGGAUGACGCCGAGGGCACGGACAGGUACAAUCCCAAGGAUAAGCACCGGAAGUCAAGCUUUGGCGACGAGAGGCCCUCGAGGGUGGUUGAAUCGGGCUGGGAUGUUCUUGACAACAACGAGGUCAAUUUCCUGAUGGCACUUACGAUGUCUGUGGGCUCGAUGAUGAUCGCAUCCUGGUACUGGGAGCAGCCGUUGGAGGAUCUUCUCAAGUUAUAGUGCUGCAUGUGCUCAACAUUGAGAUGGCCGCGUGCCGACCGGACGGAGGACCGACGACGGAGGACGAGUUUAGUAUAGUGAAACCAAUCUACAGUGAGGCAUAGGCAACGG
Diaporthe batatas is the source of this 1413-nucleotide messenger RNA. RefSeq lists its product as uncharacterized. The transcript is spliced from 3 exons. Lineage: Eukaryota; Fungi; Ascomycota; Sordariomycetes; Diaporthales; Diaporthaceae. The record is from RefSeq and is a predicted model, not a curated record. Gene Ontology annotation, cellular component: membrane. Bases 151 to 1302 code for a protein of 383 amino acids.